Messenger RNA from Penicillium roqueforti, 1029 nucleotides. Its product is annotated as SUR7/PalI family protein. NCBI's taxonomy places the organism in Eukaryota, Fungi, Ascomycota, Eurotiomycetes, Eurotiales, Aspergillaceae. Gene Ontology annotation, cellular component: cell cortex of cell tip; plasma membrane. The coding region runs from base 1 to 1029 and encodes 342 amino acids. The record is from RefSeq and is a predicted model, not a curated record. The transcript is spliced from 2 exons. Gene Ontology annotation, biological process: fungal-type cell wall organization.
AUGGGAAAAGCUGGUCGUGUCGCGUGUAUCUUCACGCCCUAUGUCUUGACCAUCGCAUCAUUGAUCUGCAUCAUUUUGGUGGGAUUGGGCUGCACAAAAGCCAGUUCUUCGACCUUGAAUAAUCUAUACUUCAUUCGUCUCGACCUCUCGAACAUAAGUGAAGGAUCGGCACUUACAUCAGAAAUCACAGAUCGCCUCAGUGCUGCCGGUAUCACUGAUGUCACUGCGGAUGAGGUCUCGGAGACCAUCGAAACACUGCAGGCUGAUGCCAAUAUUUCUGAUUUCUACGACAUCGGUCUCUGGGGUUACUGCGAGGGAAAUAUCACCAACAGCACGGAUACCGUCUCCAGCUGCACAGACCCCAAGGCCGAGUUCUACUUCAACCCGUCUACAAUCCUAGGAGUGAGCGAGACCGAGCUUGAGAAGGAGAUUGGCAGCGACCUGAAGAAGACCAUGAAAAUUUACAAGGCUGUCUCCAAGUGGAUGUUCAUUGCCUACCUAGUCGCGUUUAUUGCCACUUGCGCCCAGGUCCUGCUUGGUAUCUUCGCCAUCUUCAGCCGCUGGGGCAGCUGCGUCACCACGAUUGUCUCGAUUGUUUCGUUCCUCUUCACCCUUGGCGCAUCGCUUACCUCGACUAUCAUGUUCUCGAUCGCAAAAAGCUCCCUCGGCACAGUCCUCGAGGUCUAUGGUAUCGAUGUAAGCCUGGGUAAGAACAUAUACGCCGCCACCUGGCUCGCAGUCGCUUUCUCUCUGGGAGCCACCUUCUUCUGGAUGCUCAGCACCUGCUGUUGCUCCGGCCGCUCGCCCUACGGCCACAGGGACCGCAGCCCCCGCGGCAUCACCGCAGAGAAGGCCCCCUACACUUAUGAGCCCAUCGGUGCCGCCCACCCACCCUUCGGUUCUCAGCAGCCCCUUGUUCCCCAACACGGCUACAGCACCUCUUACCCUGCUGCCACCCACAACAACGAUAUCCCCAUGACCCACAACAACCAGCAGUCAAGCGCCUACGAGCCAUUCCGCCAUGCUUAA